UCAACUCAACUCCGAAGAUUCCAAUGUUGUGACUUGAAGUUUUGGUUUUAAAUAGAAGUAUCAACGAAUGAACAGGAAAUAAAUACAUAUUUCUUAAAAUUAUUUAACUUUAAAUUUAAAAUUAAAUUGAGCAUUUUUUUCACUGCAUAAUGUUUAUUUUGAUUUUGUGUUCACUUUUUUACCAUCCUCGAGUUCUCUAUCGAUGAUAUGUAUUUAAACUUCAAGUUUAGAUAGCUAUUAUAUUAAUUUUAUUUAGGUUUGUAUUUUAAGUAGUGUUUUUUCAUUAUGGGAUCUGAAUUACAUUGUACCCAUGGUGCCUUAACAGAUUCUUUUGGCUGGCUGGUCCAGGGAAUUUUAGCAUGUUUAGCAUUUACAUGUCUUGUAUUGAAGAGAUUUUGUGAACCUCGCAGGCAGAGAAGGCCUUGGUUAAUAUGGUUUUAUGAUACAUCAAAGCAAGGAAUGGGUGCUUUAGUAAUUCAUUUUGCAAACAUAUUUUUAGCUGAAUUUUUUCAAGGAGAUCCGUGUACAUGGUAUAUUGUAAGUUUUUUACUUGAUUCUUCCAUUGGACUCUUUAUCAUUUUUAUUGGUAUUCGUCUAACUCAACAUAUAUCUCGAAUCAAACGAUGGGACCACUUAGUAUUUGGAGAAUAUGGUAAACCUCCAUACAUCAAUGCUUGGCUGUCACAAUGUGCUGUUUACAUAGCUCUAAUGCUAAUUGAAAAGAUCUUAAUAACUCUUUUAAUCCAACUAAAGUUUUGGGAUCAGGUUCGUAAAAUCAUUAUGUCGCCGAUCACAGAUCCAAAAAUUGAAGUUGCCAUUGUUGUUCUUAUAGUACCCUUCAUUAUCAAUGUCUUUAUGUUUUGGGUUGUGGAUAAUUUCCUGAUGCAAAAACAUGGCCGCUGGAAGCAGAGUGUAGUGAAUGGUAAAGUGAAAAUACAUUACGAGAGGGAUGAGCAAGAUUCUUGCUCAGAAUCUGAGAUCUUACUCUCCGGGGAAGAUGAUGCUUUAGUUGAUGUCACAUGUCAACAAAGGCAUCCUAUGGUGGUUCCAGUUUCAUAAAAGUGACCAAACUUUUUACUGACCAAAGCAUAUCUCCUGUUAAUGAAACCAAAGAGGGAGUUUUGAAGAAAUGAAUAAAAGCUUUGUGUACUUUAUAAUUAACAAAAAUAGUUUCACUAUGUUGAAUAUAGGGUGAUUUUAAUUUAAAAUUUCAAUCGAAUUUCAAGAGGCAGCUUUACACAAUAUAAGUCAUUUUAAUGUUGUUGUUUUGUUUUUUUUUUUUCAUUUUGUAAACAUAAUUGGAAUUAAAAACGAAAAAUUUGAUAUUAGAUUAUUAGUCUAGCAAUGGAUGCUUAAAAUGAAACAAAAGUUUGGUAAUAAUUACGAGGGAGCUAAAAAUUAUUAUAAUUGAUUAACAAUUUUAUUUACUACUCCUUUGAUGCUUUCUAAAUCAACUCUAUCUUAAAAUUACUCGAAUUCUUCAAUUUGAAUAGAAUUUCUUUUUCAGUUUCAAAAUUCAUAACUUGAAGUGUAGCUGGAAAAAAAAUAUUUAUAUUUUUUCUUUUAAAAUUGGUAUUAAAAUAUAUCAUAGCAUUUAACAAAAAGAAUAUUAAAUUUAGAUUUCUAAUGAAGUAAUUUGUCUUUGAAACAUAACUUUAAUUUGAAUGUAAUGCAUUUCUUAUUGUAAAUUAAUAGAUAAUUAUAUGGCCAUAACACUUAACUAAAUUGUAAAUUUAAUGACCUGUCCACACCCCUAAGGCAGAAAAUGCCAAAAAUUGUGGUGUUUGUUGCAAAACACUUUAAAUUUAAAGUAAAACUUCUUAUAUCCAAGUCCCUGCAAAAUAGUUUAUAUUGCAUGAAUUAAAAUUUUAUGUGUGGUCAAUAAUUUUUGUUUUUUUUUAUAUCGGAGUUUAUAAACAGUUUUAUGUUUAACUCAUAAAGAUACUUUUUCUGCAAUUUUAAUUUAUAAAAUGAAGAACCUUUUUUUAAAAAAAAAAUGGUUAGACUUAUGCUAUUGAGAGAUGUUUGUUUUUGACAAUUACUAUGAAGCAUUUGUAUUAGAUAAAAUUCUGUUCCUGGGAUCUGGGCUUGCCUUAUGUAAAUGGGCUAGUGUAAGCAAAAACGUCUUUUAAAUAAAAAAAAAUUUUAAGAGUACAUUUACAAAAUAGCCUUUGUAUCAUUCAAAAUUAAGAAAAAAAUUCAAAUUUUAAUGAUAAUGAAAAAAAAUUUCGUUUAAAUUAAUACUAAGUAAACAUAAAUGACUACAUUAUCAAAAUUGUCCACACUGGCCCCCCUUUAUCCUUGUUGAUCUGCCAUCCAUUAAAAUGAUUUUUAAAAUUUUUUAAUCUUGCCAUUUAGGCUGAUUGCUGCACUUACAUUUGUUUGAUUAAAUGUAAUUGUUUUGUGUUAGCUUCCAAUAUAAAUUAUCUGUGAAAAAGGUAAAAAAAAUUAAAUCCUUUUGAUACUGUAUCCUGGACAAAUGAUUUACUUAUGGUAAUGUUUUCUUUCAAUCAUUGCAGUUGGGUUUGGGUUUAAAUGCAUUAAAAUGUUAAUUAUUAAUGUAAUUUUUUUUUAAAAAAUUUUUUUGUUAUUCUUUGAUUGUUUUUUUUUUAUUCAAAUUUAUAAGUAUUAACAUGACUUAAUAGAUUAUCACAAAGAAUCAAUGGUUAGAACUUAUGAAAGUUAUGUUUGAAUUAUAGAAAAUUAUCAUAAUCUAAAACAACGGUUCCUUACAUUUACUUGCACGAACCUCCAAUUUUCAUAAAAAUUACUUUGAGGCCCACUAAAAAUAAAUUUUAAAUGAGCAUUUAUUAUGUAUAAUGAGUGCAUACAUAUAUAUAACACAGUAUUGGCCUCAUCCGCAGCCCAUGGUUUAAGAACCGCUGCUCUUAAGUAUGAAGUCUGCUUUUAAAUCUUAUUCAAAAUUUUAAGUUUUGGUAAUCAAAGUGAAAAAAAUAUUAGUAUUUUAUUAUGAUCAUUUCAUACUACAAAAAACUACAUAAUUUUUAUUUAGUAAAAAAUAACUAUGAAAAAUACUUAGAGCAAAAUUAAAGGCUACUUAUUAAAAAAAAAAGUUGUAUUGAUUUCUUUAAAUGAGUGUGAAAUUUAAAAAAUUUGCUCUAUUUAUUUGUGAUACUUCUCUCAAAAUUGGCAGUAAAGCCAGUUGAUUCAGUAAGUUUUAAAAUACUCCCCAAUCCUAUCAGUUUUUAAAAAUACAUGGCCAGUUAUUGUAAUAUUGUACCAUUUGCAUUUUUGAAUGUUCCUAUUUUUUUACCACAUUGUAUUAUUAUCAUAAAUAUGCAAUAGGUUGUAAUUUAUGUGCUUCUUGUAAACUUUUUCAUCGUAAUGUUUUGAUUUAAUAUUAAAUUUUGUGAUCACCCUAUUCUCCAACUUUGUGAAAUUGCAAAUAUUUUUGCUACCUAUAUAAAGCUGUUGAUUGUUAUGUAUUUGUACUAGUAAUAAAUAAACAUUUACGUCCAGAAUUAGAAAGGGAAUGUCUUAAUUCUAUUUAUCUAAAAAUGUUUGAUAAGAUUUUAAAUUUUAUCAUAUUUGUUACUUUUUUUCCUUCUUAUAAAUUGUUCCUAAACUGUAAGUUAUUUUUGAAAAAAAUUUUCUCUUAAUAAGUCACAAAAUUCAUUGUUAUCUAUCAGUUUUAAGAGGAAAAAUGUAAGAGAUUAUAAAUAAUGAGGACUAUAUUUAUCUAACUUAUUAUAGAAAUAACAAAUAAUUACCAAUAUAAAUGUCUUAAUCCUUAAUGAAUCUAUUUUUUAUUUAUCUAAAAAAAUAUAUGCAUGUAAUUUUUAAUUGUAGUUACACUCUUAGAUUUUCUAAAAUGUGAUUCAAUGAUCAUUAAUCAAUUGUAUCACAAUUUAAAUGGUUAAACUUAAUUUUUUUAGUUAGAUACUGAUAAAUUUGUAGAGUUUUUCUUUUUAAUUUUUUUACUAUGGAUAUAAUAUUUCAACUUUAGUUCCUUCAUUUAUUUUUGCAACCCUUUAAAACUGUUUGUUUUGUCAUUUAAAAGUGUGUUGAUUCCUUAUAGUUUGAAUCAAAAGCAUUUAUUUUUAAAAUGUGUUACUUUUACUUUUUAUUUUAUAUUUAAUUGCUUUGAGACUUUUAAUGCUCACUAAUGACCUUUUAUUGCAUAAAAAUUUAAGUUAUUUUGCUAAAUGUGACAAUUAAAAAAUAUUUAACUUAUGUGUCGUUUAUGGGUAAAACAAUUUAAUCAUUAUUGCAAAGUUUUAUCUUUUGUCAACAAUAUGGAAUUGUUCUGUGUUGAUUGUAAAUGAAAAUAUGCAUACUAAGAUACAAGCAGGUUAUAUAUAAGCAUUAUCCCUCAUAAGAUUUAUAGCUGAUUUUUUUCUGAAGUAAUACCCAGACUCAAAUCAAUAUUUUUAGUUAUUUUUAUGGAUAUUUAAUUGAUCACUUCAAAAUAAUAUUCCAUUUUCAAAAUAAUAUAUUGUGUUUAAAUAUUUAACCCUUUUUUACAUCCUUUGCAUUUGAUAUGCUUUUUUAUUAUGCAUUCAACAAAUUAAAAUUCUUUAACUUAUCAUAAAAAAAGAGGAAAUUCUAAUAUUGAAAAUUUUAUUGAUGUAUUUAUUUUUUUAAUGUUAGAAAAAUGAUUUAUUAAUCUAUUUUAAAGAUGCACAUUACUAACAAACAAGGUGACAUUGAGUCAUUUAAGCAGUGCAUGGACCAAAUAAAUUUAAAAAUUAUUUUUAUAAUCUAUCAUUUUUUUAAUUACUCCUUCCAUCUAUUUCAAAUUUAAAUUAAAUGUUUUAUUUACUAUAAUUAAUAUUAAUUAAUAUUUACUAUAAUUAAUAUUUAAUUAAAUGUUGGUACUUUUUUAUACAGUAAUCAUGAAUUGGAAAGUUUUUUUCAGCUAUUAGGAGUUAAGUUUAUACUUCUUAUAGUAUUUAAUUUUUCCUUUGAGUUUUUUUUAUAGACUAUAAUGUGAAGAUUACUUUUAAUUAAACAUUUAUAGGCAUUGAUUAAAUUAUCUUUGAUAAAUCAACUCUCAUUUCUUAUCUAUAUGUUUUAUGUAUAUGUCUGAUUUAUAGAGAAAUAAUAUUGAUUAAUUAAGUCACAAAUAGCUCACAUAAAGACGGGCUGCAUCUUGCUUACCCAUGGUCCAAUUCAAUAUUUUAGUUACAAUUAUAGUUUAAACUAGUGAUAAGAAACUUUAAAAGAAUAACAUUGUAUAAUUCUUCCCUUGUGGAAUGUUUGCGUGAUCCUUCUUCCAAUUCAUUUAAUCAAUAAAAAAUAUGAAUCUACUAUACAAGUGUAAAUAUUUUUAUCCAAUCUUCAGUGUCAUAACAUAUUUAAGGAGAGUUUUUCCUAAAUGAAUGUUGUAUAUUAAAAUGGACAUUAAUCAAAAUUAUAAAAUAACAUGUAUAAUUAUGGAUUAAAUUCAAUAAUAUCAGAAUGAGCUCAUUAAUUUGUUUGUCUUAAUUUUGUGAAGAAUAUAUUUAUAAAAUCCUUUUAUUGUUGUUAUUGUUUCUAUCUAUAUGUUUUAUCGUUUGUUUCUUGCUUACUACUUACUAAAAUGACAUGUAAUUUUCAAAAGCUUUAUUUUAAAAUAUUUAUAUUUUUAGUGAGAUGUCUUCUUUGUAUCUAAUUAUAUAUGUUCUGAAUUAUUUUUCUAAAUAAAAUGAAAAACCUA
This is a messenger RNA of Parasteatoda tepidariorum (common house spider), 5659 nucleotides long. Its product is annotated as store-operated calcium entry regulator STIMATE. Gene Ontology annotation, cellular component: membrane. The record is from RefSeq and is a predicted model, not a curated record. NCBI's taxonomy places the organism in Eukaryota, Metazoa, Arthropoda, Arachnida, Araneae, Theridiidae.